GUCUGUGGCAGCCUAAAAUUCUACAAGACAGUCACGCAAAAUCUUCUCCUAACCUCUGGGACAGGCAGAGAUUUUGGUAGUGUAUUACGCUGGCCAAUCAGUGGAAGGGAUUAUCAUCAAAGUAAUGAGCGUGUCAUAUCAGUGUAACACACCCGGGUAAAUGAAUUCCUGACUCUAAAUGGCCAUUGAAAUCGCUGCCACUAUUUGCUGCAGCUUGCAAGACCAGAAGGAAGAAUUGCACAAGCGCCUGUCGUUCACCACCCACAAACUGGAGAUGAUGGAAAGCGAGUUUGACAACACCAGGCAGUACCUGGAAACGGAGCUGAGGCGAGCUCAGGAGGAGCUGGAGAAAGUGACGGAGAAGCUGAGGCGAAUACAAACCAAUUACUUGUCUUUGCAAAGAAUAAAUCAGGAGCUAGAGGAGAAGUUGCACAGAAUGGGCCAGCACUACGAGGAGGAGAAGAGAGCGCUGGGACACGAGGUGAUAGCGCUUAAUAACCAUUUGUUGGAGGCCAAGGUGACAAUUGAUAAAUUAUCAGAGGACAAUGAGCUGUAUAGAAAAGACUGUAAUCUGGCCUCGCAGCUGCUGCAGUGCAGCAAGAGUUACUAUAGAGCGCACAAACUAUCAGAGCUGCCCACUGACUUCCAGGACAGAGUAAGUGAACACUUGGAAAAGCAUGGGUGUAACCUAAGUGUGCCGCUUUCUAGCACCUCAUAUGCUGAUAGCAUUCCUACUUGUGUCAUUGCAAAGGUGCUGGAGAAACCUGACCCCAGCAGCCUGUCAUCACAUCUAUCAAGUGCUUCUAUGAGAGACCUCAGUUACGAGCAAGGAGCUCGAGACUCUGAAGAUAAACUCUGCCAGAGGCAGCAGUUCAAGCCUGAGAUCUACUGCAGUGACACAGCACUCUACUGCCCAGACGAGAGGAGAAGAGACAGGAGGCAAAGCUUUGAUGUGCAAGUCAAACAGGAGGUCUUCUUAAGAUCUCAGAACUCUACCGACAGCACAGUAGAAGAUGGGUUCCACUCCAGUUUCUCACAUGAAGCCUUCAAUGAAUAUGUAGCAUCUUUACCCACGUCUAGUUCAUAUUCCAGCUUCAGUGCUACUUCAGAAGAGAAGGAGAACAACCAGGCCAAUACUUUAACAGCCUCACAGCAGGCCAUCUACAUGGGAAACAGGGAUGACCUAUUUGAAAGGAAGUCUACCACAGGUUAUGAGAAUACACCAAGUCCUAGGUUUGUAAAAUCUUUGUCUGUCCAACACAUGGAGCGCAACCCUGAAAACACAGCCUCUCCUAACUUCACAAGGUCCUCUUCCUAUGUAGAGGAACCUUUUCAGUUCUCCAGAAUGCGUACACAGCAGGCACUAGACGCUCACAAGUCGCAAAGCGAGUGCAGGAGCUCUCACUUGUCAGAAGAUGACCUGCCAACUCAGUGGAGGCAAUUAAGCGUGGAGGAUAUUGGUGCAUACUCCUUCAGCAAUGAUGGACGAAUAUCACAGUGUAGUUUCACUGAACAAUACUUUGCAUCUAGCCCAGUUAAACAAUUGGAGAGCAGGAUGAGCCCCUUAUAUGGCAGCUACAAACAGGACAGCUUUUCUGAAGGGGAGGAAGUUUGUCAAAGCAGAAUGGGCGACUCCUGCUUCCUAAGAACAGACUCUGGUUUGAAAAUUGACAUCAGCGCUAGCUGCAAACAAGAAAUGUUGUCUAACUUUAAGUCUAAGGAGGCAAGAGAACAAAAAAGUGAGCGGAUGUCAGUUCAGAUGGGAAAUAAGAAUGCAGACACAAAUGUGGCAGCCAAGAGAGAAUAUGUUGACGUCAGUCCAAAUAGCUCAGCAGAAUCUCUCAGUCCAAGCCCUCUGGAGGCUUCAGAUGUACUCCAGUCUUCCAUUGACCAAGGACAUACAAGCUUUCAUGGGAAACCCCAGCAAUUCCAAAGAACUGGGAGCAUUGGGUUAACUAGGAAAGAUAGUCUUACAAAAGCACAACUAUAUGGGACACUUCUGAAUUAAUGAUCUUCCAAUUUGCAAUAAGCAAGAUUACGGAGGGUGUACACGUUCACACAAAGGUAGUGAUAAUGCUGUGGGUUUCUUAUGGUUCUGCUGUGCCAAUAUUAACAUUUCUUUACAACAAGCAGAUGUAUAUAACACUUUUGUGAAAAGCUUCCAAUAUAACAUAAACUAUUGUAAAGGCCUUGCAUUGGCGAGAAUGCCUUCAUUACGUAUUUGCACAAGGCUAUUUGAAGAGAAAAAAAUUUGUAUCAUUUUUUUAACAAUGUACAGUGAUAUUUAUAGGGUCAGGAUAAGGGUCAACAUAUAUUUUAACCAAAGUCUUAAUCAGGACUUCUUGCUUAGCCAUCAAAUCCAAGACUACACAAGGAAAAUUAUUAUAGUAAUGUACUGUUAUUGUUCUAUAGCAGGAAAAUAAGACAAUUCAGGUUUCAGCUCUUCAAUGUGAGUUCUGCCCAGUUUACAGGAUCCUUUGCAUGGUAUCAUUGAUUUAGCCUUUGUUUUACCAUACAUCAGGGUGGGGCAAUCUCUACUUCUCCAGUUGUUACUAAUGUACUUGUAGUUCAACAGCUGGAGAACCAUAGGCUGCUUACAUAUGCCUAAACUAGUACCCUAUCUACCCCUAUGCACUGGUUUUUUAUUUUAUUUUACAUUAUUAUAAAUCCAAUGCUGCUUUAAACCAAAACCAAUUUUUACUAGGAUUAUUCAUUGGCAAGAUCACAUUCAGAUAAAGUUGGGGCAAAGGCAUUAGAGUAAGCAGAUUGCAAUUAUUUACCGAUUACAGUUUUGAAUAGAAGUAUAAACCCCAUUAGUGAAACCAUAUUCCACAGGAAGUUAUCUGCAAAGUGUUUACGUGUACCAGCGUGAUUGGCCAGUACAUGAAUGGGUGUAUGAUGUCAUAAGUCACUUGCCCAACUAAUUUCCAUUACUGUAUAUCCAUAGUGCUGUACUACACCACGGCGCAGUAGCCUGCGAUAUGCAGAGGAACCGCCUUGGCUUCCUGUACGCACUACAGUCUACCUAUAAAGGUUCUCUCUCCUCUUCUGUAGCUCAUGACUGGCACUGAGCACAGUGUGCAUUAUGCAGAGGUUCUCCCUUUAGCGGUGUAAAAUAAACAGGCCUUGUAGGAGAUGCCUCGAUUUGUAGUUCUAAACUAUUUAAUACAACCAACCACACACAGCCAACUGAGCGGCCAGUGGUUUACAUAGGUGUCUUGUUAUCAAUGCAGACCCUAACGGCUCCUCAUGUGCUACCUCAGAAGUAAGUGAGGGGCUCUCUGUUAAUAUGUUUUCUAUAAGCUUGCAUUUAUAUUGGUAAUAACGCAUGAACUGUCCUUAAUAGUGUGGUAUUUUGCAUUACUCAAUGAAAGCAACAAGUUGAAAUAUUGAAUUUUUUUAUGAGUACGUCUUUCUAAGAAUUGGUUUGUAAGUGAUUCUGGUCCUCAUGACUCCACGUCUGCGAAGACGACUACUUCCUGCAUUGUGCCCCCAACAGCUGGAUGUCUCUGAUACCGAUAGUUGACAGAUUCAGUGCAAGUUGGCGCCUCUGUUAAACCCUCUCUCAGGAAUACGUUCUCCCUUUGGACAUCGUCAAUGACAUUGUAUAGAAGCGGGCAGGAUCGGAAGUAACUUUGUAAUUCUAAAGUUUCUGCCUUUUCAGGAGCCGUCCAUAUGAGUAUCUUCUCUCCGCAGGAACACUGAGCACACAACAUGGUCCUGCACAGGCAUUGUUGUAGUAUGGGUUCCCUGCCUAGUGGCCACUCCAUGCAAGGCUGGAUUCACAACAAAUCAAUCAUUCUAGAUUCCUCUCCAUCCCAAACAUCCCUAAAUGUCUAUUCUUCUAGUCUUUUCAAUGUAAAUGUUCAUUUUCUGGGGAAAUAAAAAAGCAGAAAAACAAAACAUGAAGAAUGCAUUUUGAAAUAUUUUGUAAUUUUCAGCAAUGAAAACUCUUACAUGAAUAAUGAGAAUAAAACAUGAUGUUAGAAA
This is a messenger RNA of Pseudophryne corroboree (corroboree frog), 3990 nucleotides long. It is a transcript of the gene BEGAIN, whose product is annotated as brain enriched guanylate kinase associated. The record is from RefSeq and is a predicted model, not a curated record. The transcript is spliced from 7 exons. Lineage: Eukaryota; Metazoa; Chordata; Amphibia; Anura; Myobatrachidae. The coding region runs from base 179 to 2008 and encodes 609 amino acids. Gene Ontology annotation, cellular component: synapse.